ACAUUAUGAUAGAGCAUGCCAUGUUUCCUGCACUGCAACGCAACGACACAGACGCGCGUUGAAUCUUGACGUCGGAACCCAUGGGACAGGCUGUUUGCGCGUUUUACGCGACGCGGGAAAACUACAACGCGUUAUCAACGAAGCUAUCAAACUUCAAGCGCGCAAGUUCACAAGAGUCCAAACAAUGCUCUUGCAGUCAGUGUAGAAGGCAAUGAUAGCGUUGUCGCGCCGCUCGCAGUGCAGACGGGCUGUUUGAAGCAGCUGUUCUAGUGUGUUUAUGAAGAGCAAAGUAAUGGAGCGGUGUAAAGAGACGCGUCUCGUUGUGUGUUUGCUGCUCUUUCUGACGCUCAGCGUGGAUUUGGGAUUCGCUUUCGGACAGAAUAAGGAUACCGAGUUCACUUUCCUUUUACCUCCCGGAGCAACCGAGUGCUUCUUCCAAACAGCCACUAAGAACGGCAGCAUGGAAGUGGAGUACCAGGUCAUUGCAGGCUCAGGGCUGGACGUCGGCUUCACUCUGAUCUCCCCGCAUGGAUACAGAUUGGUCUCCGACUUCAGAAAAUCAGAUGGCAUACACACGGUGGACUCCACUGAGGAGGGCGACUACAGGAUUUGCUUUGACAACAGCUUCAGCCGUAUUUCAGAGAAGAUGGUGUACGUGGAGGUGAUCGUGGAUGGACCAGAUGAGGAUGAUGAGGAUGAUGAAGAUUGGGCCGCACUGGCUGAACCGGAGGACUCACUGGAGUACAAACUAGAGGAUAUCAGGGACACAAUGGAUGCUGUGCACAAGAACCUGGAGCGAAGCCGUCAGCUACAGACGACGCUGCGGGCGUUCGAAGCUCGUGACCGUUACCUGCUGGAAGAUAACCUGUGGCGGGUUUCCUUCUGGUCCAGUGUCAGUCUGCUGGUCAUGGUCAGCGUGGCCCUCACCCAGAUCUACACGUUACGCAGAUUAUUCAGUGACAAACACAGAGUUUGUACAUAGCAGAGAUGAACUGGAGGGAAGCUGCUGGAAUAAUGGAUUCUGUAAAUGAAGACAUGUGGAAACUCUCAGGUCCAAAAAAUAUCCCUCUAGUUUAUGCUAGAAUUGAAGUGUUUGGCCAUUGACCAUUUCUCAGAGUUUUAAUUAUAAGAGUUUUCUGUAGAGUGCUAACACUGCUGAACACUAAAUUUACUUGAAGUACUGUAGAAACAUUUGAAUGUAAUUUUGUACUUGACUUUUAAAACACUGUGGUUCAAAUAAUAUAUAAGACUUUUGAAAUAAAUAACAUUGCAAUUAACAUUUCUUAUGGAUUUAUACAGCAGGAAAAUAAAAAUCCAAGGAAACGUU
Molecule: messenger RNA, 1327 nt
Organism: Onychostoma macrolepis
Lineage: Eukaryota; Metazoa; Chordata; Actinopteri; Cypriniformes; Cyprinidae
Gene: tmed1a
Product: transmembrane p24 trafficking protein 1a
Exons: 4
Coding region: 278-982 (234 amino acids)
Biological process (GO): intracellular protein transport; endoplasmic reticulum to Golgi vesicle-mediated transport; Golgi organization
Cellular component (GO): Golgi apparatus; endoplasmic reticulum-Golgi intermediate compartment; endoplasmic reticulum
Source: RefSeq, a predicted model, not a curated record